AUGGAUCGUUUGGCUACAUACCAACCAUCCUCAUCCAAAUUCUACGACACCUUUAGUUUUGACAUUGAAUUACCAACAGAUGGCGCCGAUCCAAAUGCUCGAAUUGAGUUCUGCAUAUGUUUUGAAGCCAAUUUUGUCGAAGGUUAUGCGAAGCCACAGCGAUACUGGGAUUCGAAUGGUGGACGCAACUAUGUGCUUACAAGUCAGGAAGCAUCCUCUUCGGAGCCGCCACGACAUGUUCCGGUGUUGUUCGGGAAGCAAGACCGCAAUGAUGCAUAUUCGUAUGAUCUUGAAAACUGGACUAGAUUUGCGGCUUGGAAAAAUUUGUCGACUGAUGAACCGUACUGGUAG
Gongylonema pulchrum is the source of this 351-nucleotide messenger RNA. The record is from the annotation of a GenBank genome assembly. Lineage: Eukaryota; Metazoa; Nematoda; Chromadorea; Rhabditida; Gongylonematidae.